GUUGCGUACAGUGACGUCAGUCGUCUUCAUCUCAGCUUCUUUUUUCGGAGGAAAACAAAGCCAGUUAGCAUUUCGAGUCGCCGAAUUAGCAUCGGGAAUUAGUGCUGCUACUCGAUUUUCAACUUUACACCAAACGAAGACAGAGAAAUCUUACGGCACGGCGGCUGUUUCCCUCUUGGCAGUGGCGAGUUUGAAGGUCCAUCAGCGCUCCUAAUGAUACAGCAGCAUUAACACUUCACCCAUACUUCCCCAGGAUGGCUAGUUGUGGCGAGGUAGACCACUCUGUUAGCUCGCUUCCAUCCAGUAAGAAAGGCAGUAGCAGCGGAGGUGGAAGUGGGAACAGUGCAGAAUCGUCAUGUUCUGGCUCCAGCAACUCGUCCCCGGCCCUGCCAGUACCAGAGUGCGCCAUCUGUCUGCAGAGUUGCGUCCACCCAGUGCAGCUGCCGUGCCGUCACGUUUUCUGCUUCCUUUGUGUAAAGGGAGCGUCCUGGCAGAGCAAGCGCUGUGCCCUCUGCAGACAGGAAGUGCCGGAGGACUUCCUGGAAAGGCCCACACUUCUCUCCCCUGAGGAGCUGAAGGCUUCAGCUGGAGGUCGGGGUGGGGCAGCAGGUGAUCACGCCUGGUACUAUGAGGGGCGUAAUGGUUGGUGGCAGUAUGAUGAGCGCACCAGCCGUGAGUUGGAGGACGCUUUCUCCAAAGGCAAGAAGACUGCCGAGAUGCUGAUCGCCGGCUUUCUGUAUGUAGCUGACCUGGAGAACAUGGUUCAGUACAGGCGUAACGAGCAUGGUCGUAGACGCAAGAUGAAGAGGGACGUUGUGGAUAUCCCCAAGAAGGGGGUGGCGGGACUGCGUUUGGACACAGAUGGCAGCACUGCGGCUGUCGGGGCAGCAGGCCGAGAGAACUCAGCUGAUGGGGCAGAUACCGUAGCUGCAGGUGCACAGCAGCAGGUCACAGGUAUCCCUUCUACUGCUGCAGCCCCUCCAACCACUGCCAGGCCUCCCACCUCUCUGGGAGGCCAGCCUGGCAGCAGUAGCCCCUCUCUGGAGGAUGCUCUCUCUCAGCUGCAAAUUAGUCCUAGGCCCACACCUUCCCAGGAGAGGUCUGAGGCUGGGGAAGGAGAGGAGGAAGAAGAGGAGGAGGCAUCACCCUCCAGGUCCUCAGACCCUCACACCUCUGUGGACGAAUCUGGCUCUGGAGAUUGGAGCGAUGAUGAGGAAGAAGAGGAUGAAGAGGAGGAGGGUGGUGAUGGGGAGCGUGUGGAGCCCUGGGAUGAGAGGCCAAGGAGGCAAAGACUGAACCCAGAGGACAGAGCCCCUCCUGGGGCAGAGUCCUCAACCUCUCCUGUUUCCUCAUCCAGUAGCAAUGGAAGGUCCAGAAUGCCCGAUGGCCAGUGUACAGUGACUGAAGUGUGAAAUGAAUUUAUCAUCAGUACCAUCACCACCAAAUGGCUGUGCUCCAUUCCAUUAAUUUAUUCCUCAAUAUAUGCUGUUGUUCACUCCCUGUCACAGAUCUGAUGUGGGUGGCUUGCCUGGUACUGGAGAAAUGAGGCAUGGCACUCUCAAUAACAAUUAAUAGCUCGCUAUUAGAGUAAAACAUGAUUUUAGUCAGUUUUUAGUGGUUGAGUUUUGUGCCUCAUUUUGACAAUUUUGAUAAUUUGGUUUGUCAGUUUCUUCCUUGUCUAGUCUAGUUCAUUCCCAGCCACUUCAGUUCAGGUUGGGUUUCAGAGUGUUCUAAGGUACAUUUUAGCAGAAAACAUCAGGUGGGUGUGGCAUGUCAGCCCCGGAAACUCAGCCUCAUAGUUGUCCAUCCAACACAAAGUAUGAAGCAGCUGUUACAGGCUUGUGUUCAGCUGGCAUAUGUGCUGCCCCUCUGCGUACGUGCAGCCAAUUAGCAGGCAUAUUCAGUAUGUCUUUUGAAAUUUAAGAAAGUAAAAUAAGUCACCAACCUGCUUCUGCCCAUUUAGGUCAUCCGUGUCUUAAAAUGUGUGAUCCUGAGGGCUUUAAGGAAUCCCAGCCUAGAUCUGUGACAUGUAGUGAAGGAAGGUACAAAUGGGGAAGUUACUUGGUGAAAUGGAACUUGGUCAUUGUCAUGAUUAUGAACGUCUGCACUCUAAUCUACAGUUUAACUCUCUCAGCUAACAUAGCAUUCAGAAACGUCCCUCAAGAGCUCAACUCAUCUGACUCCUGUCCAAAAGAGUAAUAUGGCGAAAACCCACUUCCCCACCUCCACCCACCUGAAUAAAAAGAUCUUGUUCCAGAUUCAACUGAUUAUAAAGCCUUUCUUUUGGAAUUUGGAAGCUAGUUCAUGACUGUUAACUUGCUGAAAUGUAUUGUUUCUGGGUAGAUGGUGGUUGGUUGAAAAAAUUCUUCUGGUUGUUUGUCCCCUUAAAGAAAGUGAACCAGGAAUAUUUAAUGACCAAGUUGUGAUUCAAAUGGUAUAACUCACUGUAUUGGUUUGUUGAUUCAGGACCAGCAAACUCUUGAGCUAAGUAGAUAUGGCAAGCUCCUACUUUAUGUUUCAUAACAAAGUCUGUGAGCAGAAACCCACAAGGUCAUGUGGCUGCUGGCUUCGGGUUUGUCUUAGAUCUGAUUUCAAUUAACCUGCAGCUUUUCCAGUAUCUAAUUAAGAAUUCAGUGGAGAAUUUUAUUUAAAAUGAUGCUCACAAUAGAAUUGCGCAUCAAUUCUAUUUUAACGUUUUCUGGCUCAACUGAAAAUUGGCUUUUUAAAUGUGAUGUAAUUCAGUGUUUUCUUCUAAAGCUGUCGGGGUCUCUGGAACCUCCUAAGUGUUUUUACUGUCCCUGACUGAAGUAUUCUCAAUUAGUGUGUUUCUAAAGCUUCAUGAUUUGCGCAUGUGUUUGAAGAGAGAGUUAUUUAACACUACUGGGUGGGACGACGUUGAGAAUUGAUAUUUUUGGGUUUAGUUUAAGUAAAUGUUUGUAUUUUAUGUUCUUGCUUUUCUUCUAACUGUAAAUCCUGUCUUGUGUCAAAUGUCUGAGGCAGUAAGAGAAGAACACGCCAUCGGUAUUGACCGUCUCCUGCAGAAAUUAUGUUAUUUUUUACAUUUCUUACCGGCUUACAUCAUCGUUUAACUCAGCAGCUCAGUUUUAGACUUCUCAUUCUGAAAAAUAAAAAAUUUUGCUUGGCAACCUUUUUGUUACAUGGUUUGUAAUUUAAGAAUAAAUUGUCAUUUCAUCAUCCUAAAAGGA
Molecule: messenger RNA, 3206 nt
Organism: Myripristis murdjan (pinecone soldierfish)
Lineage: Eukaryota; Metazoa; Chordata; Actinopteri; Holocentriformes; Holocentridae
Product: E3 ubiquitin-protein ligase rnf146-like
Exons: 3
Coding region: 255-1412 (385 amino acids)
Biological process (GO): Wnt signaling pathway; ubiquitin-dependent protein catabolic process
Cellular component (GO): nucleus; cytoplasm
Molecular function (GO): ubiquitin protein ligase activity; zinc ion binding; poly-ADP-D-ribose binding
Source: RefSeq, a predicted model, not a curated record